Astyanax mexicanus (Mexican tetra) is the source of this 2161-nucleotide messenger RNA. It is a transcript of the gene pmelb, whose product is annotated as premelanosome protein b. The transcript has 12 exons. The record is from RefSeq and is a predicted model, not a curated record. Gene Ontology annotation, biological process: melanosome organization. Bases 42 to 1895 code for a protein of 617 amino acids. NCBI's taxonomy places the organism in Eukaryota, Metazoa, Chordata, Actinopteri, Characiformes, Acestrorhamphidae. Gene Ontology annotation, cellular component: melanosome.
AUACUCCAUUUACCACAUUUACUACAGAGUGAAGAAGCAAAAUGAAGCUAUUUUCAAGAUUUUUAAUAUUGCUCUUAUUUUCAGUGGCCUCGGCAAGACAAGUCCAGAAAAAUGAAUCCAGAUCCAGAUUUAUUCGCUACCCGUCAUGGAACACAAGACUGUAUGCAGUGUGGAAGGCAGGAGACCCACGUUAUAAAAACAGCUGGACAGGAGGAGAUGUGAAGUUUGAUGUCCGUAAUGAUGCACCAACUCUGACUGGUGCUAAAGUCACCUUCAACAUCGAUAUAUUGUUCCCGGCCAAUCAGAUGGUACUACCUGAUGGACAGGUUGUUUGGGCCAGAAACUGCAUUGUAAACGGAACUCAGCACCGGAAGGGUGAGCCGGUCUACCCUCAGGAGAACACCGUGGGGGACCGUAAUGCUGUUUUUCCUGAUGGGUCUCCACUCGGCAAACAUGGAGACAAGAAACCACCUUACGUGUUUGUGUGGAAAACCUGCGGAAAGUACUGGCAGGUGUCUGAUGGACCGUCCUCCUCUCUGACCAUCAGCACAGACAACAUCCCUCUUGGCUCAUAUGUCAUGGACGUGGUUAUUUACCACUACAGAAAAAGAGAAAAGUUCAUCCCCAUCGGAUACGCCUCCACUCAGUUCUGCAUCACUGAUCAGAUUCCCUUUGCCGUCUCUCUUUCACAAGUGAACGAUAAAGACGAGGGCGACCAGAAAUUCAUCCAGAACCGAGCCGUUGCGUUCAGCGUCGCUCUCCACGACCCCAGUGACUACCUGGAGGACUCAGACAUCACCUUUAACUGGGACUUCGGGGACGGCAGUGGCACAGUCAUCUCCAGGGAGCUCACUGUUACUCAUACCUACACUAUUACAGGCUCCUAUAAACCACACGUCGUAGUACAGGCGGCCAUUCCUGAUCCGUCCUGCGUCACUCCAGCAAACACUCCUACCAACGCCAGUCCCACAGGAAGCUCCCUUCACUCACAGCUCAUCUCAACAGGUGGAAGGGCAGCUGCAUCAGUGCCCGGCAUGAAAACUACUCCCCCAGCUCCAACAAAUGCAGCCAUUGAUCCAGUGAGCUCAGAUGAUCAAUCAUCAAUACCAGCCCAGAAUGAGGAGCCUUCUGCAGCUUAUUCAUCCACUACAACCAGCCCUGCUGCUGCUAUUGAACUGUCUGGGUCACCAGUAGCAGAUCCGGAUGCAGUGGUUUUGGACAGAGAGGUUCUGGAGGUUCAAGCUGCUGUUAUAAUCGAGAAACGUGAGGUUCCAAACGUGGAGUUGGACUGUGUCAUUUACCGCUACGGCUCUUUCUCCACCGGGAUUCAGGUCGUUGAGGGGAUUGAGAGUGUGGAGAUUGUCGAUGCCUCCAGUACUGUUCUGGUGGCUGAUCUGGAGCAGAACGCCGUGGAUUUUACUGUUACCUGUCAGGGCAGCUUGCCCACUGAGGUGUGCACCGUGGUGUCGGACGCUGAGUGUAAAACUCCAGGAAAGACCGUCUGCACCUCCGUCUCUCCGUCUCCAGAGUGCCUGCUGGUCCUCCGACACUUUUUCAACGACGCUGGAGUCUUCUGCAUCAACGUGUCCAUGACUAAUGAUGUCAGCCUGGCGGUCACUAGCGCCAGAGUCAAUGUGAUCAUAGCAGGUUCCAGGUUCUCCAGUAUGGGAACUAUUGCGAUGGUGUUGGGCGUCCUGGUCGUUGCAUCAGCAUUAGGAACCGUGGCCUUUGUUUUUAAGUGUCUGAAGGGCUACCAGCCCCUUUCUGAGGUUCCUGUUGCAGGCCAGCCCGGAAGAGCAGGAUGGAGCUCAGUGCCUUCUCUCUUCUGGAGCCUGGUGAACCAGCAGGUUCCUGCACAGAAGCCUCCAGUUCCUCCAGUACACAGAGCAGCAUAAAGAGGACUCGACAGCAACAGCAUAUUCCUUUUGUACUUUUUCAGAUUUUAUAUAAUAUUCUGUAGAUGUGGCUUCAAUUCCAGUUUUAUACAUUAAUUAGGCUAUAUGUUUCAUAUGAUUUUGUUUGUUUUUUUACCUGAUUUUUUUAUAUUAACAACUGACCCAAAGUGUUUUCUACAUUCCAGUUAAGAAUCUUCAGUAUUUAGCAGUAAUAUGUUGUUUGAAGCUGUUUUAAUAGAAUUUAAUAAAAUACUAUUAAAACCAAA